Molecule: messenger RNA, 594 nt
Organism: Anopheles marshallii
Lineage: Eukaryota; Metazoa; Arthropoda; Insecta; Diptera; Culicidae
Gene: Pop4
Product: ribonuclease P protein subunit p29
Exons: 4
Coding region: 1-594 (197 amino acids)
Biological process (GO): tRNA 5'-leader removal; rRNA processing
Cellular component (GO): ribonuclease P complex; ribonuclease MRP complex
Molecular function (GO): ribonuclease P RNA binding
Source: RefSeq, a predicted model, not a curated record
AUGGAUGGUCCUACGUUUAUGGUCAAUUUGGUGAAACCGGAAGAACGCGAUGAUUUCAUUUAUGCGAAGAAACAUUAUAUGAGCCUAGAUGCCAAGCAUUACAAUAGAGCAAACCCGAAUGAUAAACCAAAACAGCAAAAGAAACUUUCGCGAAAGGAGAUUAAAGAAAUGGGUCUAUACACUUUACCACACGAUACGGUAAAGUACAAAGACGCAUUGAAGCUACAUAAGAUGUGGUGCGGAUAUUAUGAUACACUCUUCCCAUCGGACCAACUACCGGUCGUGACAGAAUCUAGAUAUAAUACUGUCGUGGCUAGCUUGCUGAAGGCAGACUAUCAUGGAGCGAAAAUUCACAUCGUGCGAUCGAAACAGUCCAGCGUAGUAGGAAUGAAAGGAAUCGUAGUACUGGAUACGAAAGGAACCUUCAAAAUGGUGUCGAAGGACAACAGGCUACGUACCAUACCAAAAAAUGAUUCUCAGUUCGAGGUUACCAUUCGCGACAAGGUGAUCACAAUUUUCGGAAAACAUCUCAACGCUCGGCCCGCCGAACGUUCUGUGAAAAAAGCAAAAACAUUUGCUCUUCCUGAUCUAUAA